AUGAUCGCAUUGAGUUUUAGCGUCAUUGCUUGCCUCUGCACAACCAAUGGUCACGGUUUCUGCUUGAUAUGUUUGUUCGUGUUACCCAGGUACUUUUCCACUGUUUGGUCUGUUGUAUCCAAACUAUCCCUCUUUUCCAAAGUCUUCAUUUUCAGCAUACUUUCGAACCUAUAGUCGCUCAGGGUUGUCUGCUAUUCGGAAUCGGGGUAUUUUAUGCUCUGAUUGUUGUUUAAUAUUCCGAAGAUGUUGUAGAUGCCAGAACAUGCUUAUUUGACGACCAAACACUGCUGAAGGGCGGUCCCGUGGUACAGUCGUCAAUUCAAACAACCCAAUAAAAUGCUCGUCAUGGAUUCACGCCCAGAAUGGACCUUCCCGUAGUAAGGACUGACUAUCCGGCUGUGUGGUACUUAUUAAAGUCUUGAAAGCUUGUAUAGGCCGGCAUGUACGCGUAAGACGUUUACGCCAUAUAGAAGAAGAAGAAGAAGACUUUCCUGUGCGGAGUCGAUUUUAGACGCUACGUGGUGCCGUUUUUUGAUCGCACACGCUCCUGAACAAAUUUGCUUUACAUUUUUAGCCAUCACUAUUAGAGUUCGACUGAAAGAGUUCUCAGACAAAUUUUGUCCGCUGACUUAUGAGUUAAGUAAAAGUACAAUUAAUGUUAAGUUGAUGCGGGUGUUGUCCAAAUGUUAACGCUGUACUUGUGUCAAAUUAUAAGGCCCGAUUAUUAAACACAAAUUGUAAAGACAAGUUGUCAAAAUCGGAAGAUUUGUAUUAUGACAUCCGUUUGUGUUGUGUGUUGGAAAAAUAAAAUUUAACGAAAAACAAACUCACAAGCACACUGCCAAGAUAUGUAUUAUGAAACACAAACGGAAAUCCAAAACUGUCAAACAGCUUUCCGUAAGCUUUUUGUCACGGAAAGGCGCCAAUCUCAGAUUGUUUGUUGUUGUGUUGUGUCGGUCAGAGUUGUUGCAUUUGCUUUCACGACAAAAUGUAAGUAUUUUAUAUCAGAAAUAAUCAAAUUUUAUCAUUUUAAACAAAAAUAUGUGUACCGCCAUAUCCAUACAAAUGGCGAUAUGCUGGAGAUAUUGGUAACGUGCUGCUGUUUCGGCGUAAGAAGCUGCUGGUAUUUCCUUCCUCUGCUGUUGUUCGAUGGUAGUCGAAAGAUGAAGGGCUCGCGCACCCGGUUUGCGUUCAACAGCAUUGGAUUCCAGCAACUUCUUCAGAAUAACAAAGACGCCCGCACAACCAGAAUGCAGUACCAAAAAAUGGUCGACAAGUUGGAAGAUGUCCCCGACAUCGCUAGAGGGAUGUUCAAAGGUGACCAGACCGCUUUUUGGGAAGAGAUGGCCGAGCAUCUUAACGCCCUUGGACCGCCAAUUCGAACGGGUGCAACGUGGAAGCGGUGUUGCGCCAAAACGAAGAGCUGCUACAGCUCAUAAAGCGCAACAUAGAGGCGC
Messenger RNA from Anopheles merus, 1457 nucleotides. RefSeq lists its product as uncharacterized. The transcript is spliced from 2 exons. The coding region runs from base 849 to 1439 and encodes 196 amino acids. Lineage: Eukaryota; Metazoa; Arthropoda; Insecta; Diptera; Culicidae. The record is from RefSeq and is a predicted model, not a curated record.